AAAGUUGGAGAUCACCAUUGGUACAUGUAAGCGCGGAAACAAACCCGGGGAAUUUAGGAAUAACUACGGAGUUGCCGUGUCUGCUGACAAUGAAAUAUUUGUGACUGAUUACUUCAACAACCGAGUCCAAGUCUUCAGCAUAAACGGGACCUUUCUCCGCCUCUUUCCAACCGUCGUGCCGGUUAACGGGUAUGUCGUGCUGUACAGUAGGAACGGCCGACCCAUAAAGAAGUUCGACGUACGCUUCCUGGACCGAAAUCAGCAUCAAUAUCCCGUCAUUGCCAUGGACACGCGCAACAAUAAAGUAAUCGUGAUGGACAGAGAUACAAUAAGGUUGUUUCAUCCAAACGGGACUCUCUAUCGGAGCCACGUGGUGUUCCUUUAA
Molecule: messenger RNA, 385 nt
Organism: Branchiostoma belcheri (Belcher's lancelet)
Lineage: Eukaryota; Metazoa; Chordata; Leptocardii; Amphioxiformes; Branchiostomatidae
Product: E3 ubiquitin-protein ligase TRIM71-like
Exons: 3
Biological process (GO): proteasome-mediated ubiquitin-dependent protein catabolic process; negative regulation of translation; protein polyubiquitination
Molecular function (GO): ubiquitin protein ligase activity; translation repressor activity; protein binding
Source: RefSeq, a predicted model, not a curated record